Messenger RNA from Ectocarpus sp. CCAP 1310/34, 2878 nucleotides. NCBI's taxonomy places the organism in Eukaryota, Phaeophyceae, Ectocarpales, Ectocarpaceae. The record is from the annotation of a GenBank genome assembly.
AUGGACGCCCGUCAUGAAGUUGACAAUGUCGAUCGCCAGGCUGAGGAGGGUGAAGGAACACCUGCGAUUGGCAACGGAAAGCCCAAGCACCCGCCAACAACGCCGCAACCGCGCGCGAUCAAGAAAGCCAAGGGUCUCGACCUAAUCGCUCAGGCAGACCUAGCGGAACGCCGCGAGCGGGAGAGGGAAGAGGCCCGCCUCCGGGCCGGGUACCCGCUGGCGUCGCUGGCGCUGGAGAGGCAAGCCGUCGCCGACCUGCGAGAAGCCCUGACCAAGACCGUGUGCGUCGUGCUGGAGCUCUGUCAGCACCAGCCGGAGUCGCCCGCCGCCGCCGCCGCCGCGGCUCCGGCCGCUUCUGCGGGCGAGGAGGCGUCGCCCACGACGGGGAGACCAUCGUGGUGGGAGCGUGACCCCCGGGCGAAGGCGGCGAGGGGGCCUCCGUCGACUCUCGUGCAGAUGGUCUGCAGCGGGGAGGACGCGGACGUGCGCUGCGCCACCUCCGAGUACAAGCUGAGCACCGGCACGGCGGCGGCCAGUCGCUGCUCUACCGCCGUCAGCUAUUGCGGCGGCGGUCUCUCAAACGUCAUAAUGGACGACGGGCGCAGCAACGGAGACACCGCCGCCGCCAGCAACCACAACGACAAGCCCGCGGCCGCCGUCGGCCAACGCUUUGAACCACCACCGCUGCUGCUGGUGCCACAACCACAGCCGCAACAAAUACCGCUGGAGGCGGGGGCAACAAAGGAGACCAGCGAGAUCUCUGGAUGUACCACUAGUAGUGGCACUCGUUCCAAGUUCCGAGAGAUGGCAACAACGGUGGCAGAGUCGGGUACCAUGGCCCGGACCAUUCUUUCGGGUUUCACCAACCCCCGGCAAAAACCCAAAGGCGAGCUUCUCAUUCCUCCGACGGCGGAAUCGCCCGUCUUUCAGGGUCCGCCGACGAACCCACGGGAGGCUCUUUCGGCGGCCCGUGCCGCCACGUUGAGGGUUAGAUCGUUUUCGGCAGGGAUCAAGGUCGAUGUCAGCGGGCGUGGGCACGGUGGCACGGAAGAGGAAGCUGGUCGGAUGCCGUGGGCGUCCGGCGGUGGUGCUGGUGGGGGAAGCAGCGACAGUGGAAGCGGCUGGGGGGCUCAAACGGCGGCCCCAACGGGGGGAGCUUCGACAGGCGACGGCGGGGGCGCAGGGGUGGUCGACAUGUCGGCGUCAGCGAGAAUCGUGAACGCGCUUCGGGAAGACACCUUGUGGGCGAAGUCUCUGCCAGAAUUUAUUCGCAAGACAAUGGAGGCGCAGAAGGGUGGCUUCGAUCGGCAGGUUGCUCUCAAGGAACGAGAGAUUGUGAUCCUCACCGAAGAGCAGCGCGACCUCAAGCGCGACCUGCGGAAUGUCAAGGCGGACUAUUAUAGCGCGGACACCGAAGACGUCAUUCGAGCGUUAAGGAAGAGGCAGCGCGGGCUCAAUGAGCAGGUGAGGUACCUCGAGCGGCAGCUCGAACUUGCACAGCAGUCUUCGCAUGUGGAGGGCGGCGCCAUCGAGGUGCUCGAGGGGCUCCUCCAUCAGAGGGACACGGACAAGCAGCUGGUCCACGGCUUGGGCCUGAAGAGUCUGGAAAUUGGGCUGAAGAUUGGGCUGCUGGAGACAGACGCCGGCGGCAAGACUGUGGAGGUGGGUGGGCCUUUUGAGCGCCGCCAGUGGAGGCAUGCAGAAACGAUACGGUUCUCCCGGCGGUUUGUAAGCCGCAUGGGCCAAAAGGAGCAGCAAGCUGUGGCUCACCUCAAGGGGCGCUUGGUGAAGGAACGGGGGAUUGUCGACGCCAGAAGAAAGACGGUAGAGGCUGAGUUGGAGCGCUCUCUUCCACACGGCAUGCGCGCGUUCGAGCGAGUCAGUCGGACGAUCCAACGCCUCUGCAACGGGUACACCUCUCUCCCUGGGCUGGUCGAGUGGGGCCGCCUGACUGCCGCUCGCCUUGAUACGACGACAACUGCGGUCGGGGACAGACGCGGUCUCGGAGGGGAUGGAAGCUGGGGUGGGAGGGUGGAUGGCACCGCUAUCGCUACGGCUAACCAUAGACCGGCUUACGGCGGCGGCGGCGGCGGCGGCGGAAGGCGCGAUCGCCGUGCGGUCAAUGAUCGGGCGGCAGAAGGACGAGGACCCUGGUCAGUAGCCGGGUUGUGCGACAGCAGGGACUUUGCGGCUCCCUCGUCCACCCACUUUGACGGCACUGGGUCUCUCUCGGAGAGAGGCGUGUUUGACUUCGGCCCGCGGGCAUCGGCAACCACUGCCGCAUCGUCUCUCUGGUCUGGCCCCUCUACUGCCUCCACCGGGUCGCUCCCCGGUCGACCGCGCAACGCCAUGUUCCCCUCCUCGAGCCACUCCACAAAGGAGACCACUCACUACUUCCCCACGAAGACCAGCGGGGUGGGAGGGCGUCACAAUCAAGAAGGUCGCGCCGAGGGCACUCGGUAUUCCCUCAAGACGGCGGGGGCUGCCAACUCCGGCGGUCAAAGAGGCGGUGGGAUUUUGUGUGAUGCAGAAUACAGUGGUGGCGGCGGCGGCGGCAGCGUUUCGUCGGGCUUGGCCGGUUUUCACGGUGGUAGUGGUAAAGGCGGCAGCAGCGUUGCAAGUUUGCUGCGUGAGGAGAGGGCGUUCCAGCGGAGAACUGCUGCAAACCAAGGAUCGCGAGAAACAGAAGAGGGACUACCUCGAGGGCAUGCCGACACGUUCCGUUCACUAAACCGCCACCACGGAGGCAGCGUUCCUUCGCUGGUGCCCCUGAAUAACGUGGGGCUGCCGGUCCGCCUUCGUCAACAGCCUCGAAGAGCCCAAGGGUUACAGGCGGCUAGAUGACUGGAGUAUCACCCGAAUUGGUCCUCUUUCGGAC